Molecule: messenger RNA, 405 nt
Organism: Paramuricea clavata
Lineage: Eukaryota; Metazoa; Cnidaria; Anthozoa; Malacalcyonacea; Plexauridae
Source: the annotation of a GenBank genome assembly
AUGAAGGUCGACCUCACUCGCGGGUAUCUCUUUCGACCGACGACCCCUGAAGGAGGCAUUCAGGAUUCUCCAUUUACGUCUUCUGCCGCAGAAGCUCGCUUGAAACUUUACUUGGGGCACAUGGGGUCUGAUGAGGGAGAGACGUUGCAUGGUUUCAGAGCUGGUUGUGCUAUUACUCUUGCGCUUACUGGUGCCGAUUUGCCGGAAAUCAUGCAGCACGUGGGUUGGGCACGCCGUCAUACAGCUCUGCAUUAUAUGCAACUUGCUAAGGUCUUGCAUCCGGAGGGUGCUUCAGCUCGUUUAGCUUCUGGCAAUGCAGGAAAUGUGGUCAAUCCAUGGCAAGAUGUAAAUCACUUACAACGAUUUGUGUCAGCGUUUCCUACGAACAUCACUAACAUUUCCUAA